GCGGAAGUGACUACCAGCAUGUCGGCGAGCAGCGCUGCAUACCAACCUGUGCGCCAUGUCAUUUUUGACAUGGAUGGCCUCUUGUUAGACACAGAGCGAUUGUACACCGUUUCCUUCCAGCAAAUAUGUGACAGGUUUGGAAAACAGUACACUUGGGAUGUCAAGUCCUUAGUCAUGGGGAAAAAGGCACUGGAUGCAGCCCAAAUUAUUGGGGACAUUCUGGAGCUCCCAAUGAAAGCAGAGGAACUUCUCGCUGAAAGUAGAGAAAUACAAGAGGAUUUAUUUCCUACUGCCAAGUUACUGCCUGGUGUGGAGCGACUUAUCCGCCACCUGAAGAAACAUGGCAUACCCAUUGCUGUGGCGACCAGUUCUGCGAGGAAAACCUUUGCUUUGAAGACAAGCUGUCACCAAGACUUCUUUGCUCUGUUUGACCACAUCGUUUUGGGAGACGAUCCUGAGGUGAAGAAUGCUAAACCAGAACCAGACUCCUUUCUGGUGUGUGCCAGCAGAUUCAAGCCUGCAGCCUCCCCAAAGUGUUGUCUGGUGUUUGAGGAUGCACCCAACGGUGUCAAGGCGGCGCUGGCUGCUGGCAUGCAGGUGGUGAUGGUUCCCGAUGACAACCUUGACCCACGACUCACCCAGGAGGCCACACUGAGGCUCAGAAGUAUGGAGGAGUUUGAGCCACAGCUUUUCGGCCUGCCGGCAUUUGACUGAGCCCCGCAACCAAAUCGACUCACAAAGGUUUCUGUUCGACACGCAGGUGAAGGAUAACUGACCACCUCUAUGUCUUAACGUCAUUUUGAUCGUGACAGCCACUGCCUCUAUUUGAAGUUGUUCACAAAUGGCUGAUACACCGCCUCUUUCUCCAGUUUCCUCACUCCUGUUCUGACAUACAUACAUACAAAGAAACCUGAAUAUCUCUUUGUGAAUGAACCAAGGUCCAUAUUAUUGAAGAAAUUCCUGCCAUGCAAGCUUCACAGUGAGGUAUACUAAUGUGGAAAACAAGAAAAAGGAGAUUCAUGUGUUAGAUUCGCUUACAAAACAUCAUUAAUUGCAUAAAUAUUUCCCCCUCCUGUCUUGGUAAAAUAGGUAAUUUAAAUCCGAUGGAGGUGCAGGUGUGUUUGUUUGACACUCGAUGUAGACUGUCUCACAAUCAAAGGAGAGGUGCGACUGGCGAUGGCCUCUAAAGCGAUGGUCUUGUCUUCUGUCGUCUGCGUGAUGCAGAGGAGACGGACGGUUAGCCUCAUCCUUUCAUCUGGAAUCGUGGCUCACCGCACUAACUGUUUCUCACAAGUCCGACUGAAGCUUUAACUGAGGGUCUUCACCAGAAGCCGGCGUAGCCCCCUCAGGCAGUUGAAAUGGGAUUUCACUGCCCUUCAUCCACUUCCCCUUUCAUCCUGAAGGAGGUAAUCUCCUCCACUUCCUCCUCCACAUAGCUGUUCACACACAUCCUCUGUGGUUUUACAUGUCAAUUAUCUUCUCUAACAGAAUAAGUUCAAACUUCAUUUCAAACAAAGGCUUCUGGGAAAUGACACUUAAAGGACUGUAUAUUUGCUCCUCAAAUGUAUCACCGUCUCUCUAUCAAAUAAAGACUCUUGGCUCGCA
Molecule: messenger RNA, 1605 nt
Organism: Synchiropus splendidus (mandarinfish)
Lineage: Eukaryota; Metazoa; Chordata; Actinopteri; Syngnathiformes; Callionymidae
Gene: pudp
Product: pseudouridine 5'-phosphatase
Exons: 4
Coding region: 19-714 (231 amino acids)
Molecular function (GO): phosphatase activity
Source: RefSeq, a predicted model, not a curated record